AUGUCUAAAGUGUCUACUGGUGAAUUGCGGACAAAGAGUAGUAAUUCUCAAGAGAAGUCCUUGAGUAAGAAGAGAACAAAGGCCUCAAGAGCCUGUGAUCAGUGUAGGAAAAAAAAGAUAAAAUGUGAUUAUAAUGAUGAAAGGGCAAUUUGCACACAUUGUUCUAGAAACAAUGAGGCCUGUACAUUUGAACGUGUGCCAUUGAAAAGAGGUCCAUCUAAAGGCUAUCAUAAGAGUACCACUAAGAAAAAUAAGACAAAUAAUAUUUCAAACAUUGCUGGUUCCGCGGAUCCAUUGAUUCGUAAUGUUAGGAAUAGUACUACAACUGGUCCUGCUAUAGGCACAAAUAACUCGAUAACAACGACAUUGCUACCUUCUGGGAAUGUUGUUGUUCCUUCUGUCUAUACACCAACGAAUCAUGACAAUACACCAUCUAAUGAACAGCUUGUAUUGAUCGAUCCUAAUAAUAAUAACAAUAAAGUGAUACCUAGGACGCCGUCCCGGUCAAACUCAGCAUCUAUUUUAUUACCUCCAUUAUCCCAAUAUAUACCACCUUCUACAGGAGGCAGGACGGGUAGUGGGAGUGGUGUUGGUGCGAAUAAUGAUUUGGGUUACGGUCCUCCCACUAAUAUCGGUACUACUGUGACUGCAGUAGCAGGUGCUACUACGACAAAUACCAAUGGUGGAACGAAUAACUUUGGUGUGCUGAACAUUAAUAAUAACUCUUCGGUAUUGCCUAAUUUUAAUUUGGGACAACAACAGUUUUGGAAAGUACCAUAUCAUGAAUUUUCUCACCAAAGAAAGGGUUCAAUAGAUUCUUUAUCGAGUGAUAUAUCGGUUAGAAACGUUAAUCAACAGGAUCAAUUUUUUAUGAUUACUGGAAAUAGCAAUAAUGCUAAUACAUCUCAAAAUAUGAAAAAGAAUAGUUCUUCAGGUUAUAAUAACAGCGUUGGAAGUGGUAGUACCUCAGGUAGUAAUUAUUGGUCAUUUUUUAAAAGCACUGCGAAUAUGAAUAACCCUCCAAAUAAUAUCGUUACUCCAACUAAUAUCGUUACUCCAACUAAUAAUAACAAUAAUAAUAAUAAUAGCAAUAAUAAUAAUAAUAGUAAUGAUGAUACCCAGAGUGAACGAUCUAGAGGUUCGAGUCUUAUUCCAUCCAUCAUUAGACAGACUUCCAAUUCCAUAAUAAUGGGUCAACCACAAUUGCCUCCACCAUCAUCAUCACCUGCAUUACAACCACAAAACUCAUAUUCAUAUUUCCAAUUCCAACAACAUCAAUUACAGUCAUUAAACAACACCAAUAAUAACAAUAAUAACAAUAACAAUAACAAUAACAAUAGUAGCAAUAAUAAUCCUGACGGUAUGAAUCCAAAUAAUUACAAUCCAUCAUUAAGUAUGUUUAGUCAAUAUGCAACCGCAGGAUUCCAAUCAAGAAAUAACUCUAUAACAAGUGAUGCAAUGUCCCCAUCAAGUUCAAAUGUUUUUCCCUCAGUAGGAAAACAAAGCGUUGCACCAGCAACAGCAGAUUCUGCAAGGAUUUCUUUACAACCUCAAAACUCAUCUAGUCAUAUCAGAAACAAUGAAAAUUUGGACUACAUCAAAGGUAACCCAAGAAGAGAACCUUCUCCAUCUAUCAAGAUUAGAAAUAACCAUACCAAUGGCGGCAGUAAUAAUAGGUUGCUUAGAAACUCAAGUGUAGCUUCCAUUGAAUCUCUCCUUUCAGGGAACGAUAUGGAUUCUAACGAUGACGCUAAGAAUGGAAACCAUAGUAAUUCUGUAAAUGGAAAUUCAGUAGCCUCUGAUUCCAGUGCGUCGAAGGCUGAUAUGUCAAAGAAAAGUCGUAGCAUUAUGGGAAAACCACAAGCACAUCUCCAAAAUGGGGCUGGUAACGUUAUAGUUUAUGGACAGAUCUCCGAUAUUGAAUUGAUUGAUAUAUAUUAUGAAUUUAUACACGUUGGUUUUCCCAUUAUUCCAUUGAACAAGAGAACACUGACAAAUGAUAUUUUGUUGGUUAAUACACAACCAAUUUCGUCUAUUCAUGAAUUAAACAAUUAUGUCAUCCUAUGGUUUAGAAACUCUUUAGAACUAUUGGUAAGGGUUGCCCUGAAGAAAGAAAAUAAGAACAGUCAUUUCUUUGAUAAUAAUUUUAGUAAUCCGUUCGAUAAAUUUAAAAAUGUAUCCUCACACCAAAAUUGUAAUGAUCCAGGAGCCAAAAAGGAUAUUAAGCAAGAGGAGACUGAUGCAGAUGAUGAGUUGCCAAUGAAAGAAUUAUUUGAAGUUCAAAGUAUAUUUAUAGCAGCUUUGAAUGAAUGUUUCCAAAAGAUUGUUGAUAUCCAUCCAAAAUUUAGAGAAAAUAAAGAUAUAAUAUCCCCGAAGAUUAAAAUCAUAUAUUUAUCAACAUUUUUGAUUCUUAACUACAUCUUGGGUUACGUUGGUUAUGAUAAUUCCUUUGUUUUAGGUAUGUCAGUGACAAUUUUUAAUGAAUUUAAAUUAUACAAGUUACUAGUUUUACCAGAAGAAGAUCACUCUAGUUACAAUAAUAUAUUUAGGGGCUCUGUGAGUGAUAAGCCAAAUGGUAGUAUCGACUCGAGUAUUGAUGAAAAUGAAAGACUAGAAAAUAGGCAAUUUGAAAGAGAAACACUGAUAAUUUUUAAAAGAUUAUAUAUUUCUUUGAUUAUAUUUGACUCUUUACAAAGUUGUACAUUUGGCGGUCCAAAGUUAUUGAAUAUUUCUACAGAUAAGCACAUGAUUGAGACGAUUUUUAUGUCACCAAGGAAAGGUCGCAAUGAUGACAAUGAUGAUAAAUGGUGUUUAGAUGAAGAUCCGUUACGUUUAAAGAUUAUUAUUCAGAACUUGAAAUUAGGUAUAUUGCUCUCUCAGCUGUCAAUGAAGAGAAUCUCUUUAAGUUGUAUAGACACAACAAAGACGGUUGAUCUAACCAAACUAAUAUGGUUGCCAGAACACAUGACACAUUGUGUCGAAAUGUGGAACAAAGAAAAUGAGUCAGAUGCACUUCCUCAUCAUGUUGUAAACCACAAACAUAGAGAUUCCAGAGGAAGUAUUGGCGGCAGUAUGACAGAAAUAACCACUAUGUCUGCGUUAUUUUCUGCUGUGAUCCAAACAAAACAAUAUUUGAUUAAUAACCUAAUUUCGAUAAAUGAUAAAAACGAUCCAAAUUUCAAAAUGACAAUUGAUAUGACUGGUGUAAUUGCUGAUACCGUAUGCAGUCUUUUGAAACAAAUUUUGAAGUUAUUAACUCUUAUGAUGAGAACAAACUCUACUAAUAGUAUCGACCCAAAUAACAGACCAUCCUUAUCUUCGGCAACCGCACAUAUGGCGGCUCGUUCGGGUAGUCUUCCUGAUGAUAACACAGAGGCUGCUGUGUCCUCGAUCCCAACGGCGGCUUCGAUGGUGAUGAAUACUGCGUCACCAAAUGUUCCACCUUCUGGACGUUCAACAACCCCGAUAACGAAUGAUUUCUACCAGAAGCUAUUAGGUUUAGACGGAGAUGGGAGUGACAGCUCAGGAGCAAAUAAAGGUAUUGCUUCUCCCUUUGGUAUUUCAGUUUACCACGAAUUACAUAAUUUGACCAAUAUUAUCAAACAGUUACCAACUGUUUUAAUUCGUGUGGUAAUGAAAAUAUCUUACACUGAUAAUAUGAAAGCGCAAGCACAAGUGGUGAAGUUAUCUAAUUCCUUGAACGAGGUUGUGCAAAUUGUAAGUUUAUUGAGUAUGAUGAAGCCCUUUAAGAUGUUUGAAAGUGAAAGCUUAAAGGACAGAUCACUAACAAUGGAUGGAGAGUUCAAUCCAGAACUAUCAUUGAAAUGGAAAUUCGUCAACAAGAAUACGGAUAUUUACUCAAACCUCGAUGUAGCAAGUGAUGAGUGGAUCAUAUCGAGAUUUAUAAACGUUGGAUGGAUGUUACUAGAUGACGCAGAAUUAGGUUGGUAUCAGUAA
This is a messenger RNA of Maudiozyma barnettii, 3957 nucleotides long. It is a transcript of the gene RGT1, whose product is annotated as Rgt1p. The record is from RefSeq and is a predicted model, not a curated record. Lineage: Eukaryota; Fungi; Ascomycota; Saccharomycetes; Saccharomycetales; Saccharomycetaceae. The coding region runs from base 1 to 3957 and encodes 1318 amino acids. Gene Ontology annotation, cellular component: nucleus. The transcript has a single exon. Gene Ontology annotation, molecular function: DNA-binding transcription factor activity, RNA polymerase II-specific; zinc ion binding.